Messenger RNA from Yarrowia lipolytica CLIB122, 717 nucleotides. RefSeq lists its product as uncharacterized. The record is from RefSeq and is a predicted model, not a curated record. Lineage: Eukaryota; Fungi; Ascomycota; Dipodascomycetes; Dipodascales. Gene Ontology annotation, biological process: vesicle fusion with Golgi apparatus; endoplasmic reticulum to Golgi vesicle-mediated transport. Gene Ontology annotation, cellular component: trans-Golgi network; membrane.
AUGAACUACUACCAAGGAGGGUACAAUUCGGGCCAGUUUUACCAGUCGCAAUUCGAUAGUGGCGCUGACGGCCAGAUGGGCGGAUCCACGGGCGCUGCCGAUGACGGAUACGGAGGAUACGGCGGAUCUGCAGGAAUGCUAUCCACAGGCAUUUUGGCAGCUCUGGGCACUUCUGGCUACCCGGGAGAGCCCCCGCUUCUGGAGGAGCUCGGCGUCAACUUUGGACACAUCAAAACCAAGACGUUGACGGUGCUGAACCCGUUCCGGGCGAUUAGUAAGCAUAUUAUGGACGACAGUGAUCUGGCCGGCCCCAUUCUCUUCUGUCUGCUGUUUGGCACCUUUUUGCUGCUGUCCGGCAAGGUGCAUUUCGGUUACAUCUACGGUGUGGCCCUGGUCGGAUCCGUGUCUCUGCACUGGAUCCUCAAGUUGAUGGCCUCCGACGUGUCCAUCGACUUCACACGAACAGCCUCGGUGCUGGGCUACUGUCUGUUGCCACUGGUGGUGAUUUCGGGUCUUGGAGUGGUAAUGAAGCUGGAUGGAACCCUGGGCGCCAUUCUGUCUUUGGUUAGUGUCACAUGGUGCACGUGGUCCAGUAGUGCAAUCUUCGUGUCUGUUCUGCGGCUCUCGGAUAUGCGGGCUCUGGUCGCGUACCCACUGGCAUUAUUUUACGGAGUCUUUUCCAUUAUGUCUGUUUUCGCAGAGACUUCCUCGGCAUAG